ACUUGACCUUAUAUUUUUGAAACUAGGCACCCAAUAUCCAAUCGUAUUAAACACAUUGCCUCAGUUUCUUCCAAUUUGUCAACACCUUCAGCAGACGAGAUGAGGAGAAGAGAAGCACGACUGCAACGGUUUAAAAAUACUAACAAUGUAAAGCGAUCGCCAGCACCAAGUCCUGCAACGCCAGCGACACCGAACCCGGACGUUAUGGAUUGGGAUGAAUAUACCAUUGUGGGAACUAGUUCUCAGCUUGAAAAACAAUAUCUUCGAUUAACAUCGGCUCCCGAUCCAGCCAGUGUAAGACCAUUACCAGUACUAAGAAAGACGUUAGAGCUCAUAAAACAAAAGUGGGAGAAAGAGCAUAACUAUACCUAUAUGUGCGAUCAGUUCAAAUCGAUGCGACAAGACUUGACGGUCCAACGAAUUCAGAAUGAUUUCACAGUUCAUGUUUACGAAACUCAUGCGCGAAUUGCUCUGGAAAUGGGUGACCUUGGUGAGUAUAAUCAGUGCCAGACGCAACUGAAAGACCUGUAUUCCAAAGGAAUUGCGGGCGAGACGAUGGAGUUUUUGGCCUAUCGAAUUCUUUAUAUGCUUCAUACGCAAAAUCGAUCAGCUUUAAACGCCAUCAUGGCUGAGAUAAAAGGAACACAUGCAAAUGAUAAAGCGGUUCAACACGCACUACAGGUUCGGUCGUCUCUUGCAACAUCAAACUAUCAUCGUUUUUUUCUACUUUACAAGGAAACUCCCAACAUGGGCAAUUACUUGAUUCAUCAAUUUAUUGAACGGGAACGGAUAUAUGCCUUACGUACCAUGUGCAAAGCUUACCGACCAUCGAUCGACAUUGAAUUUAUACGUAAAGAGCUUGCAUUCGAAACCACUCAAGAUUUACACAAGUUUUUGGAGAAAUUGAAGAUCAGUGGGACAUUAGAUGACCAAAACCUCGAUGCCCGAAAUGCCCUACCAGGUUUGAAUGAUCUUGCCAAACAGUUUGCAAAGGUGGAUAUCAAUCGCUCGGCCACGGUCUAAGCUGAUUGUCAGGUUCUAUCCGUUUAACUAUUUUAAUGCAAGGCGGCAGCUUCGCACACUGGCAAUCAAAGAGUCUGUCUUUUUUUCUUUCUUGUUUUUUAAAAAAUAAUAAUAGACGUAAAUCAUAUCAUAACAGCAUCUUCCCUGCGCAUUAAAAUGAGACGUUCACUAAUGGCCA
Messenger RNA from Umbelopsis ramanniana AG, 1201 nucleotides. RefSeq lists its product as uncharacterized. The transcript is spliced from 7 exons. The record is from RefSeq and is a predicted model, not a curated record. Gene Ontology annotation, cellular component: nucleus. Bases 100 to 1023 code for a protein of 307 amino acids. NCBI's taxonomy places the organism in Eukaryota, Fungi, Mucoromycota, Umbelopsidomycetes, Umbelopsidales, Umbelopsidaceae.